Messenger RNA from Nicotiana tabacum (common tobacco), 1256 nucleotides. The record is from RefSeq and is a predicted model, not a curated record. NCBI's taxonomy places the organism in Eukaryota, Viridiplantae, Streptophyta, Magnoliopsida, Solanales, Solanaceae.
CUAAUUAAUUAAAAGGAGAAGGCCAAAUUAUUGAGCAUCUCUAAUCUCUCUGCCAAAGACCAAACACACCCAAUCUCUCUGCCAAACCUCACUCACGCCAGUGACAGUCCCACGCCGGUGACACACUGCCGGCGACAGUCCCUCUGCCAACCUCUGUUAAACCCACCAAAUCUCAGCAAACAAUUCUCAACAGUUGAGCCCUAAUUCGCACCAUAAACAACCUCCUCCUUCAAACAAUUGGAAUCAUCCAAUAAGUUUAGGUUUUUUUCUCGAUUAAGCUCCGCUAAUACGUCAAGUUUUCACAGAUCCCUAAUUCUAGAUUUCAUUUCUCACUGAAGAAGAAUUUGCCACUGGUAGCUGUGGAAUAAAUAUCAUCUAUGAAUAAGCAGAGUGAUUUAUCAUAAAUGGUCAACAAAGACUUUGCAGUUCAAGUUUUUGGUGGACUGCUUUUCUUAACGUGGUUUGGAUACAUGAAUGAAGUUGUAAAAGAGUUGGGUAGCUUUCUCGGCACAUUGGCAAGGAAUGGGACCUUUUGUCCGCUUAAUAUAUUUAAUUGGAGGAAACUAGACACAAAAGAUGAUAUGUGUAAAUAUAUCAAGGCAAAAUAUGACAUCCUCGAGGAGGCGAAACCAUGGGUUUUUCAUUCAAUUCAGGUUGCUUGGAGAAAGUAUAAGAAUCAAUUGAAGAAGGAUUACUUUGAAUACUAUGCCAAUGACGAGCUUCGAAUGGAGAAUAGGCCGGUAGAUGUUUCGGAAUCUCACUUUAAGGAUCUUCUUAACUAUUGGAACUCUGAUUCCCACAAGAUUCUGCUAAGCUCUGUUUUAGCUGUGGCCGUGAAGUUCAUUCCAAUAAUCAUCUUUUCACUAAGCAUACACGUUGGUUACUCUGUGAUUCUUCUCCGGCUUCUAUAUUGUGUUGUACGGACAGUUCUGUUUUCUGUCACAACUGUGAUUGGGAAUCUCAUAAUCUGGUUGUUUAUUCCAGUUUUGGGUGCUAUAGAGGACAGGAUGCAACAGAAAAUGGAGGAAAUGGAAGAGAGGAUGCAACAAAGGAUGUUGGAAAAAUUCAAUGCACACAAGGAUGCUUGGGAACAAGAAAUUACACUUAAUGUCGUUUCACAACUUCGACGUAUGAAUUCAGGAUUACAAAUUGAUCCUAACAUGCUGAACUUUAGUGUUCGUUCACCUGGAGAAGCUUUAUCUGCACAACAAAAUGUUAUUCAAUUAAUCAAUCGCCUCUCUACUGAUAGUAACAAU